Molecule: messenger RNA, 2398 nt
Organism: Vitis riparia (riverbank grape)
Lineage: Eukaryota; Viridiplantae; Streptophyta; Magnoliopsida; Vitales; Vitaceae
Exons: 4
Coding region: 96-2228 (710 amino acids)
Source: RefSeq, a predicted model, not a curated record
UACUGGUCCACUCCUUCUAUUAUACAUCUCUUCUCUCUCUCUAACACUAACACAACCCACACACAUUCUCUCUCUAAGCCCUUGCUCUCCCUACAAUGGCUUCUCUCACUCCAGGUAUCCUUCUAAAGCUCCUCCAAUCCAUGAACUCUAACACCAAAGUCGCCGGCGAGCACCGUUCCGCCCUCCUCCAAGUCAUCGGCAUCGUUCCUGCGCUCGCCGGCUCCGAUCUCUGGCCCAACCACGGCUUUUACGUCCAGCUCUCCGACUCCCUCAACUCCACCUACGUCUCCCUCUCUGACCGCGACACCGACCUCAUCCUCACUAAUCGUCUCCAACUCGGCCAAUUCGUCUAUGUAGAUCGCUUCGACUUCGACUCUCCCGUUCCCCGUGUUUGCGGCAUCCGCCCAAUUGCUGGCCGCCACCCAUUUGUUGGAAGUCCUGAACCACUCAUUGCUCGCAUUUCCCCUUCGAAAAAGGAUUUUGUCAUUCAGCCCGUUUCAGAUUGGGAUCAGUCGGUUGAUCCAAUUGCGGCCUAUUUGUCGAACAAGAAAAUUGACGAUGUGAAAAAUGAUGGUAAGGAAUCGAAAAUUGAGACCAAGGGGGAAAAGGGUAGAACAAGGCAGGUUCUUGGUACUAGGGACAAUAAUGGGGAUUUGGACGAAACUAAGGUUUCGGAUAGGCCUCAGCGGUUCUCAUCUCCGGCAGGUGCGAAAAGAUCAGUCUCUGCUGGGAAGAAGAAUGUGGCGGUUGUGGAGAGAGAUCCGUCUCCAGCAGGGAAAGGGAAAAGGUCAGCGUCACCAGUACCAUCUAAGUGUAUGGUUCCUAGUUUGGUUGUGGCACGAGAAGAGAAUAGGAAGACAUCGAGGGAACCUGCAAUUAUAGUGCCUUCGAGGUAUAGGCAGCCAUCUCCAAAUGGGCGGAAACAGGCCUCACCCAAUGCAAGGAGAGCUUCAAUUUCUCCAGGGAGAAGGUUGUCAGGCGGUUUGAAGUUUUCUCCUGCUGUUGGGGGUGCCCCAGAUUCUACUAGCAAGAAGAAGAUGGCAACUAUAGUUGCUGGGAUUUCAAAGGUUUCUGAAGCUCUGGUUGGGUCUGCAAAGGCAGGUAGGAAGAGUUGGGACGAACCACCAGCGGCGGUGGGCUCUGGGGAGCUGAAAGAGAAAAGCCUUUCAAAAAUUAAACCAGAUGUGCAAGCUAUUUUGCGAACUCAGGCUGCUAUUUCUAGGCGUCUAAGUGAUGUGCAUGGUCGACAAGCAAACCAGGAUGAUUCUUCUACCAAUGAGAAAACAAAACCUAACUCAGCAGAAGGAUGUCUGGUACCAGAGAAGCCGACCUGUGAGGCUCCAGCAAUUACAGUUCAUGAGAAGAAAUGGACUGAUGGCAGUGUUCCAUUGGAUACAGUCUCUUCCAGCCUUGCAAAACUAGGAAAGGAGGCUAUGCAAAGGAGAGUUCUUGCUUCUAAAGCCGCAGCUGAAGCUUUGGAAGAGGCCAAUGCUACGGAGUCUAUUAUAAGGAGUUUAAGUAUGUUUUCAGAGCUUUGUUCAAAAUGCAAGGUUGGAAAUCCUUUACCCACUAUAGAUCGAUUUUUGUCAAUCUAUGAUGAAGUCAUGAAAUCAACCGCAUUCGCUGAAUCAGUUAGCACUAGUCACCGCUCUGACAUACCUCAUGACAAUUCAAAUUCUACUUCUCUUUGGGUUGAAGCUGCUUUAGCCACUGAUCUUGGCAUAGUCUCACUCCUAACGGGCCUGAAUAUCGACUCUCAGCCAACAUUGCAGAAGAGUACAUCAAAACGACAGGCUCUCACUGCACCUGCCAAAAACCAUCUGAAGGUUUCCUCAUUGCCAGCUUCAGAUCCUACUGUCGGUUCAUGGAAGAGGGGUAAUGGGAUGAAAGAGACCAUAGAACUUGCAAUGAAUUUGCAGUCUGAGAUGCAAAUGUGGUUUGUGAAGUUUGUUGAGGAGUCCCUAGAUGCAGGUUUCCGGGUGUUUAGGGAGUCCAAGGCUGAUGUCUGCAGCAUGCUGCCUCCAGAAUGUGGCCCAAUUGCAGCAAUCUUAUCACAGUUGAAGAGAGUAAACGAUUGGUUAGAUCGCGUGGCUUCAAAACAAGAUGAGUUGCUGACAGAAAAGAUUGAACGAUUAAAGAGAAAGAUCUAUGGAUUUGUUAUUCAUCAUGUGGGAACAAGUCUGGAUAACUCCUCCUCCAUCCCUUCCUCUUGCAUCUCCAUGUCCUAGUUGCUUAAGCCCAUUAAGACAACUCAGGCCUCUCGACUGAAUUGUUUCAUUCUUAAUGUAACCAGCCCCUCCAUUUUCAUUGAAAAUGAUAUUUGCUUCAUUCUCAGAACAGCUAGUUUCUUCUAUCAGUAAAUCAUUUGAGAUUUUGCUUCCUUGCAAAAGAAAGAAAA